UCACAAGUUAAAAUAUUGGAUUUUAUAACAUACCAAAAUUAAACUUGCUUGCCUAAAAAUGUCAGAUCCAAAAGCCCCUACACCUACUCCAGAGCCUGCCAAAAUGGAUAUUUCAGCUUCAAUGAAGAUCCCUGGGAUUCCUCAUGAGAUCCGCCAAUACAAGCUCUUUUGGGAGUGUUGCGAUCACACUUUGGAUAUGUACAAAGAGGAAAUGAAGUCAUUAGCCUGGCCAAUAUUUAAAAACAUGUACUUGGACAUGCUCCAAAUGAGCAAAUUUGUAGAAGCAGAGAACUUCUUUGAUGAAUUCAAAGACAAAUUCAAAGCAAACCAGGAGUACUUGGACAUUAUAGAGGAACUAGAGACUAUUCCUGAGCGAAGAAAUCUUGAUAAUAAAUAUUACUCCAAGUUUUUGGAUAAGAAAGAUCGAGUUAGCACUAGCAGAGAAUGCAUUUAUAUCUUGGUCCAUUAUUGACAAGUCAAAAAACUCCAAACUGUACUUAAUGUGAUUAGUAAUAACCUGGAGUUUUCAAAGAUGGUUACUAGAGGAAUCUCUAAUAGCAAUAAUAAGGUUGUCAGGUAUUUGUUAGACUCAGGAGUUGAUAUUGAGGGCACUAUUAAUAAGAAAUCUCUCAAGCUCAAAUCCCUCAAAUUGAGUAGCGGGACUAGAAGGCAUCAUUAUAAGAAAGAGGAUUAUAUGGACAUUUCAGUAGCAGAUAUUCCUAUUCCUAACAAGAUUGAUUACACAAUGUUCUUGCUAGGAGAACUAGAGAAGAGUGUUGAAGAUCUGAAGACAGUCUGAGUACAUACUGUGACUCACUCGACAAACCAAUUAAUCUGUUCAGAUGUCAGCUAUGUUGGAGAUAUAGUAGCUUCAGGAUUUAGUAAUGGACUCGUUAAAAUCUUCAAAUAUUCAUGAACUGUUGUGGAGUCUAAAGAGGCUGAAAAGGAUAAGAAGAAUAACGAAGAUAAUCGUGAGGAUGAAGAUAUGAACCCUGAGGACAAAAAGAAGGAAGAAAUACAUAGAAAAGAAAUAAAGAACAAGACAAAAGAUCAUAAGAUAGAAGAAAUAGAUUGUGUUGGACAUAAAGGUCCUAUAUACUCUGUAUCUAUUUCUUACGACAAUGAAUUACUAAUAUCUGCAUCUCAUGAUGCAACAAUAAGAUUGUGGAGUAUUCCUAUGGAAAAGCAAUCUAAUGAAAUAACCUCUCUAGUUGUCUAUAAAGGACAUAUAAGACCAAUCUGGGACAUUCAGUUCUGCCCAUUUGGGUAUUUCUUUGCUUCUGGAUCUGCUGAUACAACUGCUUUACUAUGGUGAACUAGCUCGAUAACUCCUUUAAGGCUAUUCAGAGGCCAUUUCAGUGAUGUUGAAGCUGUUACCUUUCAUCCAAACAUACAUUAUGUUGCUACAGCUUCAAAUGACAACACUAUCAGAAUGUGGGAGGUCGAAAAAGGGGAUUGAGUUAGGAUUUUCAUUACUGGAGAUUCUCCAACAAGAUGUUUAAGAUUUACCAAUGUGGGAGGAAAAUACCUCCUCUCCACCAACGAUAACGGAGAGUUGAUCAUAUUUAAUGUGAACGAAGCUAGAGUAUUCGCCAUGAAGUCAAUCAAUGAAGAAAAUAACACCAAUGAGGAAAAUGAGGAGGAAAAGGUAGCCUCAAAUGCCCUCUGGGCAGUUGAUAUUUCAUAUGAUGAUAAAUGGAUAGCAGUUGGGGCUGAGGACAGCUCUAUUAUUAUGUAUUCUUGGGAAGAAAUCUGUGGCGGAAAGAUGAAGCUACUUGAAGAGUCUGAUCAUGAAGAGGAUACAAUCAUAAUGGACCUCAAAGAUACUCCAGUUGUCACACUAAGAUUUACAUAUAGAAACCUUCUAAAUGCAGUUGCUUAUAUGAAGUAAUAUCUGAUAUCUUGAGUAAAUUUAGAUAAAAUCUUGAACAUA
Messenger RNA from Moneuplotes crassus, 1933 nucleotides. The record is from the annotation of a GenBank genome assembly. Lineage: Eukaryota; Ciliophora; Spirotrichea; Euplotida; Euplotidae.